Molecule: messenger RNA, 1986 nt
Organism: Schistocerca nitens (vagrant locust)
Lineage: Eukaryota; Metazoa; Arthropoda; Insecta; Orthoptera; Acrididae
Product: solute carrier family 41 member 1-like
Exons: 8
Coding region: 174-1280 (368 amino acids)
Biological process (GO): monoatomic cation transport
Cellular component (GO): plasma membrane
Molecular function (GO): monoatomic cation transmembrane transporter activity
Source: RefSeq, a predicted model, not a curated record
GGUCCGGUGGUAGAUGGUGUGAGGUGCCGGUUUCUUGUAAGGUGUAUGAAAUGUGAUCACCGGUGUGUAAGAGCGUGCCAUAUGCUGGUCAUUGGCAUCGCUUAUAGUUGAGGGUGUGUUUUGGGCAUGUGCCCUCCAGCGAGGCGCUAAAGUACAACCACCCCCGCCUGACCAUGCUGAACCUGGCAGGUAGUGGUGUCCUGCCUGUGGACUCUGCUGAGUUAACUACUGUUGAUGAGCCUGAAAAUGGCCAGCUGCCAGAUGUUGUUGUUGAAGCCAGCAUGCUGGCACCACCUGCAGAACCUCCUCAGUCUGAAACAUAUCUAUCAAUUGCUAUUCAAGUAUUCAUCCCAUUUCUUAUAGCAGGUCUAGGCAUGGUCGGGGCAGGAUUGGUGCUAGAUGCUGUGCAGCACUGGACAGUAUUUGAAGCAGUGACAGAAGUUGUUAUACUUGUACCUGCACUGUUGGGUCUCAAAGGAAAUCUGGAGAUGACCCUUGCGUCUCGCUUAUCAACACAAGCUAAUCUAGGUCACAUGGACACACCUAAGCAACAAUGGAGCAUGAUUGUUGGAAAUCUUACAUUGAUACAGUGUCAGGCAAAUGUGGUUGGAUUCCUUGCUUCAGUUGUGGCAAUAGUGAUGGGAGGUUUCAAGAGCAGCAGUGUGCGGCUUGACCAUGCACUUCUUAUGUGUGCCAGCAGUUUAGUGACUGCUUCACUUGCCAGCUUUGUUCUAGGUCUUACAACUGCUGCAGUGAUAGUUUUCUCACGGCAUUGUAGCAUCAAUCCCGAUAAUGUAGCUACUCCAAUUGCAGCAAGUCUUGGUGACGUUACAUCACUCGCUCUUCUCUCAUGGAUAUCAACUGUCCUCUAUGAUGCUAUAGGGAAAACCGACUGGCUGGCCCCACUUAUCAUUUCUGGUUUUGUUCUCGUGACUCCUUUGUGGGUUUGGAUUUCAAAGCAGAAUAAGCACACACGAGAAGUUCUUUACUGUGGAUGGACACCAGUGUUGGUGGCAAUGCUUAUUAGCAGUGCUGGUGGCCUAAUAUUGGAUGUAAUGGUCUCACGUUUUGAAGGAAUUGCAGUCUUCCAACCAGUUAUAAAUGGUGUAGGUGGAAAUCUUGUGGCUGUUCAAGCCAGUCGAAUAUCAACAGCCCUUCACCGCGAUGCUGAACUUGGCACAUUAGAUGAAGAUACUGAUAACAUAAUGCUUUCACCAUUAAUAAUUUUCUUUGGAAGAGCAGCUGGCCAACACGCUGCUCUGCUCUGCUCUUCUCUUUAGUGCUGCUCCACUAUAAGGAACAUAGAUGGACAACAUGUCUUUGCUUUCUGGAUGACAUCGUUUUUUGAAGAACACCUAAGCUCCCUGACAAACAUGUUGAAGUGUAUUUAAAACUGUAGCUCUUCGACUGAAUGUGAAAAAGUGCUGCUUCGUCAUCCAAGAAAUGAAAAUGUUGGGGCACCUAGCUAACAACAAUGGAGUCCAUCCCAACCCAGAGAAAAUAGGACCAGACACACAUUCCAACUCCUUGGCACAAUCAUGAUGUGAGAAGUUUUCUUUCCAUGUGCUUGUGGCCCCAGUCAUUUGUUAAGGACUUAUGUAACGAGGCACAUCCCUUGCAAAAACCACUGGAGGGAGAUGCCAAAUUUUCCUGGAAUUAAAUGUAAGAUCAUCUUGACUUGUCCCUAAGAAGAUGCUAUCAUCAUCUCCAGUUCUAGUAUUGUAUGAUAAUGCCAAGACUAAACUUCAUACUGACACUGUGACAGGACUGUUGACAAGGUAUAGAUGUAGGGUGCUCUAAUGAGAGCUUCUGAAACAGUGGGUCGCUGUUUAUCCAGGAGAUGGACCAGUGUCGUGAGUUGUGCUGCAUACAGUGUGGUGUCUUGGUUAGCAUAUCUGACUGGUGUCGUUAGGGUCACCAGUUAAACUUCAAGCAUCAACAAUUAUUUGUUAUUCAUAUUUAUCAUUUCUGGAAGGUUCUAAAAAU